Molecule: messenger RNA, 1371 nt
Organism: Spea bombifrons (plains spadefoot toad)
Lineage: Eukaryota; Metazoa; Chordata; Amphibia; Anura; Pelobatidae
Gene: CPLX1
Product: complexin 1
Exons: 4
Coding region: 261-665 (134 amino acids)
Biological process (GO): synaptic vesicle exocytosis; regulation of neurotransmitter secretion; neurotransmitter transport
Cellular component (GO): terminal bouton; SNARE complex
Molecular function (GO): syntaxin binding
Source: RefSeq, a predicted model, not a curated record
AACACGGAUAUAGAAGCACGAGAAGGAAGUGACUGGAAAGAGGCAGGAGACAGAACGUCUUCCCUCCACGGAGAAACAGCCAUCCAGCAGGGCGUCUUCCCAUCUGGCAGGCCGCUCUGCUCCCAUGGUGUCUUCCUGACUGAUACUGCAAGACAAAGGGGAGGAAAAAAAAAAAAGAGGCUAGAACUGAAGAGCGUUCCUGCUUAUCUUGCAUGUAAUAUUCUAAAUAAACUGAGUGGAAGGAAUCAAAAGCCAUCAGCAUGGAUUUCGUUAUGAAGCAAGCUUUGGGAGGGGCUACAAAAGACAUGGGAAAGAUGCUUGGGGGAGAUGAAGAAAAAGAUCCCGAUGCUCAAAAGAAAAUGGAAGAGCAGCAAGAAGCACUUCGGCAGCAAGAAGAGGAAAGGAAAGCAAAAUAUGCAAAGAUGGAGGCUGAAAGAGAAACCAUGAGACAAGGUAUUCGGGACAAGUAUGGUAUUAAGAAGAAAGAGGAAAAGGAAGCUGAGGCACAAGCUGCAAUGGAAGCCACAGCUGAAGGCAGUUUGACUCGUCCAAAGAAGGCAAUACCUGCAGGUUGUGGGGGCGAAGAGGAAGAAGAAGAAGAGAGCAUUCUUGACACAGUUAUUAAAUAUCUACCGGGUCCACUUCAAGAUAUGUUCAAGAAGUAAAACACAGUAGACUGUCAGACUGUUUUAACUAUAAUCAGACAAGCAAUGGAUUUCCCAUUGUCUGAUGGGAAAUUUCAGUAUUGCCACAUGCUACCCUCCCUCCCGUCUCUUAACCUUUGCUCACUAGACCCUUUACUUUCUUUUCUCCUUUCCUUUGUCCAUAGUCACAUACAGUAGACACCUCUAAAUGGAUGUCAAGGUUAUGAGCUGCAGUCUACGCAAUUUUAUUAUAAGCCAUAGUACAAUGUAUGUUAAACCUGGUAGUUACACACACAGAUUAAUGAGGGGGGAAUUGUCACCUCAUCAUUUCUUUCUAGUAAUAUUAUUAAUGCAUAGUUAUUCAGUGAAACUCAACAUGUAAUUGCUGCUUUAAUGCAUCCUUCAGAUCAAUUUGGAAAUUAUGGCAGAAUUUUAUGAAAAAUUACAUAAAGUAUGCUGUUAUAAUGAACAAUGUAACGUGACGUGUUUGUUACUUCAUAGUCUUUGAAAAUACGAGAAAAUUCAGAAAAAUGAACCAUGUUAACCUCCUUUAUUCAGGGUUUCAUCUUGAACUGUAGGAGAGCCUCUGGUAUAUACACUACAAUAAAGAUUUAAAUAAAUGAUAAAUAUCCCUUUUCAUUUUGUUAUUAUAUAACGCCAUAUGAAAUAUUGAUUUUAUAUAAGAUUUCAUAGAAAUCUAUAUUCAAUUUAAGCAAAAAUGCUGCCU